AGUGUAUUAGAUGCCAAAGAGCAAGACAUCAACAACCCGAAAUGGAAAGAGGCUGAGGAUGUGCUGGCGGACUUUAAUUCACUGGCCGGCCAUUUCAAAGACCUGGAAAACAGUGAGAUGGACGAAAUGGAGACUACGCUGAAGCGUGUGAGCUCCGUUAUGAGUCAAACCACCGACUACGCAUCCGAGUCCAGCCACGAAGUCGAUCCACCAACAGCACGUGUUCUGACGGGAAAGCUAAAGCCCAAAGGACCGCUGGGACGAAUGAAGAUGUAUGAUGAAAGGGGUCAGGCUCCGAAUAGUGCCCCAGUGAGGCGAGAAAAGAACGUUUUCGACUUUAAUGAUAUUCUAUCCGUCCUCUAGUUCUUUGUAAUGUAGGCGAUAUGCUCGACUUUAUUGAUCUCCUUUCAGGCCUGUUGUCUCGUUUAACGGAUAAUGUACGGUUUGAUUGUAACGGAAUCCUGAAAGCUUUCAAUCACUUUGCUAAAUGGGUAUGAGUGGGCGAAUGAGGUUGUGCUCGCUGAGCGAGUCAAUUCACUAUUCUCUUUGCUUAUGAUAGGCGUAGAGCAGUCAGUAUGGCAUAGAGCAGUCAGUAUAAACAGCCCAGCGUCACCGUAUCCGCUGUAAAAGUAAGCUUGCAAUGGCGACAGAUGAAUGAAGUUAAAAACUAGCUAUCUUGCAAGUUGCAAGUGCUAUAUAUGGGCAUUUUAUUUACUUUUUUAUUUUUUACUCGGUUAUGAUUACAGCUGUGCGUACAGGGAAAGAGGGUCCAUACUCA
Molecule: messenger RNA, 778 nt
Organism: Sphaeroforma arctica JP610
Lineage: Eukaryota; Ichthyosporea; Ichthyophonida
Exons: 3
Source: RefSeq, a predicted model, not a curated record